AUGAAACGUGGAUCGGGUGGCAAACCUGCUGCUGGGAAGACACGUGGAGGCAGCAGCGGAAAAUCCAAUCCCAAGGAUUCGUCACGGAAAACUACUGGUUCCGCGCAGCCCGCUAGCCGGCUAGCCGGCAGCAACCGUGGCCGGGGACGCGGGGGAACGGCAGCGGGUCGAGGAGGCAAAGCCGGCGCGAAAUCCCCCAAGCCAGCGAAACCACCGGCUCCGGCGGCGGCGGCGGGGGAGGAGGAGGACGUUGAACUGUCCGACGAGGACGUGGCAUUCUUCGCGCAGCACCAGAACUUCGCGCGCUUCCUCUCGGGCCUCGAGGAGCAGCAAUUGGGCAGUGAAACCAAGGGAGCCAAGCCGAAACUGCCUAGACAAGAUCGUGCUGAGAACGGAAGCGAUGCUGACGGUAGUGAGGAUGAUGGAGAGAAGGAGGCUAUUGGUGAUGAUAAGGACUCAGAGGUUUCGGAUGCGAGCGAUGACGAGGACGGGGAUGACGUGGAUGAGGAUGACGUGGAUGAGGAUGACGUGGAAGAGGACGUGACUGACGAGGAUGAGGAGCUAGCGGACGAAGAGGAAGAGGAUGAAGAUGGAGCAGCGGAUGCGCGGAUGACGGGAGACGAAGAUGAGGAGGACGUUAAGGAAAUAGAAAUGGCGGAGGACGAGGAGGAAGAGAAGGAGGAGGAUGACGAGGAGGACGAAUUGGAGCCUGUGAUUUCUGAUGACGAGUUUGACGAUGAGGAUGAGGAGGAGGAGGACGACGAUGAAGAGGAGGAGGAGGGUAACUUUAGCGACGACGACGACGAUAUCGACGAAGUGAUGGUUUUCGCCGACUCGUCAGCGGCUGGUCUUGGCUCUCUGCCCCAGAAAGGCGCGAAAGGCAAGGCGCGGGAAGCGCGCCGAGCGGACAAGGGGAAGGGUGGAGCGAAGGGGGGUGGGGAAGAAGGGGAAGACGGGGAGGAGGGCGCGGAAGGGGAGGGGGAAGAGGAGUCGGAGGAUGAAGAGGCGGAGUACGAGAGGGGAUCUCGCCGCCCAGGGUGGGCUGCGCCUGGGGGGCCCGCGGGGAAGUUUGCGCCAAAAUCCCGCGCUGCUUCCGCCAGCGCUUCCGCGGGCAUGGAAGGAGACGCGGAGGAGGUUGCGGUGGAACUGGCACCAGGGGCGGAGGGGGAGAAGAAGGGUUCAAUGCGGGGUUUCGGGCUUAUUGCGACGAGGGACAAGGGUGUGCUUGUGGAUGCCGUUGACGCUCUGCCGAAGCUGUGUUUGGACUUAGACGCCAUUGUGGCCAGCCUCGCGGUUCUCUCUCUGACGGCGGUCUUCAGGGACAUCAUCCCCGGUUACCGCGUGCGCAUGCGCUCGGAGAAGGAGCGGGCGAUGGUGAUGAGCAAGGAGGUCAAGAAGCGCUGGCUCUUCGAGGAGGGCCUGCUGCAGUCGUACCAGUCCUUCGUCAACCUCCUCCUGAAGCACGCCAAGCAGUCAGCGCGCCGAGCCGUGUCAGUGCGCGCCAUGUGCGGACUGCUGCGCGCCGCCCCGCACUUCAACUGCCGCUCGGAGCUUGUCCGCGCAAUCAUUCCGCGCAUGGACCUUGCAGACGACAGCAUUAGCUCCCUCUGCUGCAACACCAUAGCGGAGUUGAUGCGGGAGGACGGGCGGCACGAUGGAGAGGCCACAGUGGAGGCGGCGGAGCUCGUUGCGGACUUCAUCCGCCAGCGCUGCUGCGUCACGCGCCCUCAGGAGCUGCUGUCCAUCUACCACCCCGCAUGUUUCCAUCCCCUCCAGCAAAACCCUGAAACCUGCAAGUUCCAUCCUGGGUGUUUCACUUCAUUCCCGUCGUCCUCUUUCAUCUCGGGCACUAAGAGCUGGCGAUCGUCUUCCAUGUGUGGAAUCCCAACCUUUCCUCUCACUUCCCCCUCUCCCCCCCCCCCUCCUCCACCUUCCCGCCCAUGCCCCUCCUUCCCCCCUGUUCCCGCUCCUUCCCCCCUGUUCCCCUUCCUUCCACCCCCCCCAUUUCGGCCCCCAUUCCCCGAUUCUCUCCCCCUGCAGGUGCUGAUGGUAUUCCAUCCCCUUGAGUUUGACGACGAUCUGCUCCAAUCCGCGGAGGGCCGCCUUUUGAGGCGCCUCAAAAGUCUUCCCCCUCCAUUCUUCCCUUCCCCCCAUCCUCCGCCACCGCAGGUGCUGAUGGUAUUCCACCCCCUUGAGUUUGACGACUAUCUGCUCCAAUCCGCGGAGGGCCGCGCAGCCGGGGGACCCCGCGGAGGCGCAGCGCGGAAAGCCACUUGGGGCGCGGGGGGAGCGGCGGAGGGGGAGGAGCAACAGGAGGGGAAACCCAAGUCCAAGAAAGAGCGGAAGCUGGAGAAGCGGAAGGAAGCCGCGCGGAUGCGGAAGGAGGUAGAAGGGGAUUUCAGAGAGGCAGAGGCAGUGCGGGAUGAGUCCACGCGAAAGCAGCAGCAGGCGCGGGUGCUAGCAGCUGUGUUCGAAGCGCUGUUCAGAGUAGUUAAAGCCGCGGCUAUGCUGCACCAGCCGCGCCCCACAGACGGGUCUGGCGCGCUUUCCCUUCCCCCGCGCCCGCUGCUCCCCUCCGCGCUUUUCCUGAUUGGUCACUUUUCGCAUCUGCUUUCGGUGGAGUAUCUUCCAGAUCUGCUGUCCACGUUGCGCCAGCUGGCUGCUGACGUGGCGACGCCGCUGGACGGGGACGAUGAUGACCUGGCAGGAGGAUGGGGGGAGGGCGGGGAGGGGGGUGAAGCAAGGGCAGGGGAAGUGGUGACGUGGGAGGGGGGGAGGAGGCGGAGAUUAGGGCUUAGACUGGAAGAUAGGCUGACGUGUUGUGUGGUGGCGCAGAGGGUGAUGAAGGCGAAUCUAGAUUCACUGAAUGUGGACAUGCGCGGGUUCGUGACGCUCGUGUAUCAGAUGAUUCUCGAGGCGCCUAUCGUUCCUGCGCAAAUCGCCGCCCUCUCGUCAGACACACCCUCGGGCAAGUCAUCCUCGUUAAAAGCACCGUUGGAGGAAGCGGACUCGUUAGAAGAGGAGGUGAUCACGCCAGGAGGUAGUGUGAUAUCCUCGUUAGAAGCAGCCCUCGUAUCCGCGUUACAGGAGGUGUUCAUGUCGUCGGGACACCGGCAGGCGGACAUGACUCGCUGUGCUGCGUUCAUCAAACGGCUCUCCGCGGCUGCUCUUCAUCUCUCUGCUGCCGGUGCCGUUGCUGGUGAGUCUUCAGGGUUCAAGGCGGACAUGACUCGCUGUGCUGCGUUCAUCAAACGGCUCUCCGCGGCUGCUCUUCAUCUCUCUGCUGCCGGUGCCGUUGCUGGUGAGUCUUCAGGGUUCAAGGCGGACAUGACUCGCUGUGCUGCGUUCAUCAAACGGCUCUCCGCGGCUGCUCUUCAUCUCUCUGCUGCCGGUGCCGUUGCUGGUGAGUCUUCAGGGUUCAAGGGUUCAAGGUGUGCUGGGUGUUGGGUACUGAGUGGUUAUUCAAGAGGUGGUCACCGCCAGGCGGACAUGACUCGAUGUGCUGCGUUCAUCAAACGGCUCUCCGCUGCUGCUCUUCACCUCUCUGCUGCCGGCGCUGUUGCUGUGCUGCUGGUGGUACGUCACCUGCUGCUGCGCUAUCCCCGCUGUAGAGUGCUGUUAGACAAGGACCCUGACGACGAUCUGCAUGCUUCAGGGGGCGGCCUCGGCCCCUACGGUGGCCUAGCGCGCUACGACCCAGCAGCAUCAGAGCCCGAGCUCUCAGCCGCCCUCACAUCCUUUCUCUGGGAGCUCUCCCUUCUCGCCCGCCACUACCACCCGCACGUUGCCAGCCUGGCGCGCCACGUCAGCACCAUUGCCACGUCACCCACUGCCGCGGCCGCCCCGGGCAAGCCAGCGAAGGGGGUUGCUGAUCCGUACCAGAAGGGACAGCCACAGAAGCAGCAACAGCAACAGCAGCAGGAGGCAGCGUCAGGUGGUUCUUCAGGUGGUUUUUCAGGUGCCACUGAUCUGCUGCUCCUAGCUGGUACAGUGAACAGUGGUGUUGGCAAUACCAUGAACAGUAACAUGAACAGUGGCAUAAGCACCGUACCAGUAGGGGUGGUAACCCCAUCCCAAGCGUAUGCUGGCUACAGUGGCGCUGUCACUGAGUCGUGCUUUCGGCCAGCUGUCGCGACGCCAUUGGCCGUGAAAUCUGGCGCGGCGGGCGCUGCUGCAAGGCGGUGGCGGAAGGAGGUGGUUUUGGGGCGGAUGAGGCGGAAGCGGGGGAGAGACGAGGGGGAAGGGGGGAAGGACGGAGGGGGAAAGGGAGGAGCAGCGGAGGAGGAAGACGAGGCAGGGUGGGCAGAGGGGGAUUGGGCAAGGAGGGUGAGAGUGUCGUGUUGGCAGCAGUGGGGGGCGGCUAUGAAGGGCGGGGCAGGAAGCAGCAAGGCAGGGAGUGGCAGGAGAGGCAGAAAGGGCAAGAUGAAGCAGCCACAGCAGUUGAAGAAGCAAGGUUUAGUGGAAGUAGGGAGGCAACAGAAAGCAGCUGGCAGUGCUGCUGUGGGAGUGGUGGCAAAGCGAGCCAAGAAGGAGGCGGCCGCUGCCUGA
Messenger RNA from Closterium sp. Naga37s-1, 4548 nucleotides. NCBI's taxonomy places the organism in Eukaryota, Viridiplantae, Streptophyta, Zygnematophyceae, Desmidiales, Closteriaceae. The record is from the annotation of a GenBank genome assembly.